This is a messenger RNA of Trypanosoma rangeli, 3561 nucleotides long. Its product is annotated as DNA-directed RNA polymerase II subunit RPB2. The transcript has a single exon. Gene Ontology annotation, biological process: DNA-templated transcription. Lineage: Eukaryota; Euglenozoa; Kinetoplastea; Trypanosomatida; Trypanosomatidae. The coding region runs from base 1 to 3561 and encodes 1186 amino acids. Gene Ontology annotation, cellular component: RNA polymerase II, core complex. The record is from RefSeq and is a predicted model, not a curated record. Gene Ontology annotation, molecular function: DNA binding; DNA-directed RNA polymerase activity; ribonucleoside binding.
AUGGACGACGAGCUGCUCCUGCAGCUGAACGAAACGGAGGACUUUGGUGAGGGCAGGCUGGACUACGCCGUGGAGGGUGAGCACGCCUGUUCCACCGACAUUGACAGCGAGGACACGUGGGAGAUCAUAUCCUCUUUCUUCCGCGAGAAGGGGCUUGUGCAUCAGCAGAUUGACUCGUACAAUGACUUUCUCCUGCGCAUUCCUCGCAUGGCACGUAGCCUGCUGGAAAUUGUGCCGCGGCAGGAUGAACAGUUCGAGCCCGGCGCCCAGACGGAGGCGGAGCCAGACCAAUACCGACUCAGUCUCGAGGACGUGGUUAUCGGUAACCCGUCUCACGAGGUCUCCGGAUUUAGCCGACAAGAGCUGCACCCUCUCUUUCCCAACGAGUGCCGUCUACGCGACUUAACCUACGACGCCAACGCGCAAGUCACUCUCGGCAUUCGCGUGUACCGCUCCCGGGAGGAGCAGCCGUACCGCACCUUCCUACAAAAUAUGGAGCUCGGCCGCAUUCCCAUCAUGCUGAAGUCCAUGCGGUGCAAUCUGCAGAGCAAGGACGAAGAUGAGUUGCCGCGCCUGAACGAGUGUCCACAUGAUCAGGGAGGCUACUUUGUCAUUAAUGGAACGGAGAAGGUUCUCAUUGCACAGGAGCGUCAGGCCGCCAAUCACGUGUACGCCUUCACACGGCAAAAAGGACUUUUGUGUGAGAUCAAGUCUAUUGUUGAGGGCUCGCUGAAUAAGCCUCGUACGCUUCAAAUACUAAUGCCCUAUAAGAAGAAGGGUCCGGAACACGGCUAUGAGAAUUUGCUGUGUCGUGUGGCACAGAUGGAUGAACUCAUUCCUCUGUUUGUUCUCUUCCGCGCACUUGACAUGGGGUCGGAUAAAGAAAUUCUUCAAACCGUGGUUCCUGAUUUAAAAGAUGCCGCCAUGCUUGAAAUGCUUCGCGGCUCCAUGGAGGAUGCGAGUACAUUGCAGAUAUUUACCAGGGAUGAGGCGCUGUGGUUUAUUGGAAAGCGUCUUGGUAAGCAGGACAGUCGAGAAAAUCUGCAGCGUGAGGCACAGGAACUGUUGAUGCGGGACCUUCUCCCACACAUGGGCGUUGAUUGCGCUGCUGAUCGAGGCAAAUGUCUCUUCAUAGGCUACAUGGUUCACCGUCUCUUGUUACUUGCGCUUGGCCGCAGAGAGGACACCGACCGUGACUUUUUGGGUCACAAGCGCAUUGAUGUUGCCGGGGCACUUUUGACGUUUCAGCUGAAUCAAUUCCUUGUGCAGGUGCGAAAGGAGAUGACAAAGACCGUGCACGAUUACUCGACCAACCGCGGCGGCAUUGUGAGCUUUGGCAGAAUUCUGCACAGUCGCCUCAUCACAGAUGGGUUGCGCCGCUGCCUUGCCACGGGCAACUUUGGGGACAUGAAGACCGGCAACAUCAAGACAGGCGUGUCGCAGACCCUCAACCGACUGACAUACUCCUCGUCACUGAGUAACCUGCGCCGUAUUCAGAACCCCAUCUCCGCCUCUAGCAAAGCCACCCGGCCACGCAACUUGCACUGCACCCAGUGGGGCUACAUUUGUCCGGUGGAGACGCCAGAAGGUGGUUCCAUUGGGUUGCUGAAAAAUCUUGCACUGAUGUGCCUUGUUUCUCGUGGAAGUGAUCACACAGGCGUUGUGCAGGCGGUGCAGGCGCGUAUUACCGGGUUCCACUCCAUUGACCUUUCCGGUCUUGCCGAUGUGCGGGUGGCUCGCGUGUUUGUGAAUGGAACACUCAUUGGGGUGCAUCGCGAUCCCGAGCGCCUGCUCCGCGAGUUGCGCGCUCGACGUCGUGGUGGGGAGCUCAGCAACGAGGUGAGCAUUGUGCGUGACAUCCGUGACCGAGAGAUUCGCGUCUUUUCCGACGGCGGUAGAUGUCUGCGGCCAUUGUUUGUUGUUGAGAAGUCACGCAUCAAGCUGCAGAAGACGGGCAUUGGGGAACUUCUGGAGCCGUCCAAGACACCUGGUGGGAAACGUGAGAUUUCGUGGAACCGGGUCAUGAAGAAGGGCUACGUUGAACUCAUUGACUGUGAGGAGGAGGAUUCACUUCUCAUCGCCAUGACGCUGACGGAGGUGAGCAAAAAUUAUUACUACUCUCACUGUGAGAUGGACCCGUCGAUGAUUCUUGGCAUUUGCGCCUCCAUCAUUCCCUACCCGAAUCACAAUCAGUCGCCACGUAAUACGUACCAGUCUGCCAUGGGGAAGCAGGCAAUGGGGAUCUACGCGUCCAACUUUAACAUGCGCAUGGACACCACGGCGCAUGUACUUUUUUACCCGCAAAAACCGCUUGUGCGAACGAAGGCGAUGUCAUACAUGCGAAGCAACGAUCUCCCUGCUGGGCACAAUGCGGUGGUGGCCAUUGCCUGUUACUCGGGAUACAAUCAAGAGGAUUCCAUCAUCAUGAGUCGCUCUGCUGUGGAGCGGGGAUUCUUCCGCAGCGCGUUUUGGCGCUCCUACAAGGCGUCCGAGGAGCGCAAGAAGGAUGGUCGUGAGCUAUUUGAAAACCCCGACCGUAACAUUUGUCGCGUCAAGCGCGCGGACUACACGAAGCUGGACGCGGAUGGUCUUAUCAAGCCUGGCAUGUCUGUAAUGGGGGGUGACAUUCUCGUUGGCAAAACCAUUCCCAUUCCCGAGGCGGCUCUGGAGAACGCCGUCGUAGGCAACACACGGCUGCUUAAGCGGGACUGCAGCAUAGCGUCGAGAACGACAGAGAAGGGGGUGGUGGACAAGGUGAUGCUCACGGAGAACAGCGGGAAUCGGUUUACGAAGGUGAAGGUUCGCAGUAUUAAGAUACCAAACAUCGGUGAUAAGUUCUGUAGUCGUCACGGGCAAAAGGGCACAAACGGGAUUCAGUUCCGUCAGGAAGAUAUGCCUUUUAACCGUGACGGAAUUGUUCCAGAUUUGAUUAUCAACCCGCACGCCAUUCCCUCACGCAUGACGGUGGCCCAUCUCAUCGAGACACUUGCGGGCAAGGUGGCGUGCUAUAAGGGCAGCGAGGUGUACGCCACCCCCUUCUGCUCAGUUGUCGUUGAGGACUUUGGAAAGGCCCUGCACCAACUCCGGUUUCAGCGUUAUGGCAACGAGUGUCUGUACAAUGGCCACACGGGAUCGCCCCUUGACCACCUUAUCUUUUUUGGCCCCACCUACUACCAGCGUCUGAAGCACUUGUCUGGUGACAAGAUUCACGCCCGGCCUCGUGGACCGCUUCAACCGCUGGUACGUCAGCCCACAGAGGGACGCGCGCAUGAGGGUGGCCUGCGCUUCGGCGAGAUGGAGCGGGAUUGCAUGUUGUCGUAUGGUGCCUCCCAGUGGCUUCGCGAGCGUCUGUUCCGUGUGAGUGAUUACUACUCGGUUCAUGUCUGCAACAUCUGUGGAACCAUCUGUGCUGCCGACACGGAACAAAAUGUGUACAAGUGCCAAGGGUGCGAUAAUGACACGCGCAUUUCUCAAGUUCUCAUGCCCUACGCAUGCAAGCUGUUGUUUCAAGAACUCAUGUCGAUGGCCAUUCUCCCACGUCUCGGCACCGGACCUCUUUAA